Molecule: messenger RNA, 1655 nt
Organism: Sorghum bicolor (sorghum)
Lineage: Eukaryota; Viridiplantae; Streptophyta; Magnoliopsida; Poales; Poaceae
Product: serine/threonine-protein kinase SAPK2
Exons: 9
Coding region: 309-1328 (339 amino acids)
Biological process (GO): intracellular signal transduction; protein phosphorylation
Molecular function (GO): ATP binding; protein serine/threonine kinase activity
Source: RefSeq, a predicted model, not a curated record
UCCUCCCACUUCGACCCGGCCGGCCCUAUCAAAAGCCCCCUUCCACACCGCACUCCCCUCACCUUCCUCCACCUUCCCCUCCUCUGCCCCCACCGCCCGCUUCCUUCUGCCUUGCUCCGUUGCUUCCUCCCACCACAGUCCACUCCACUCGCCGGCCCUGCAGCUCAGUAUUUGACUGAGAUUGGUGGUGGAGCUGCUAGCAGCUCGACUCGCUUGCUACUUCUUGGUCCUGACGACGGUGCGUUCAGACCAGUGACGACGACGUUGUGAGGAGAGGGCAAGGAAGCAAACCUGCCAGGGAGGUGGCGAUGGAGAGGUACGAGGUGAUCAAGGACAUAGGAUCGGGUAACUUCGGGGUGGCCAAGCUGGUCCGGGACGUCAGGACCAAGGAGCUCUUCGCCGUCAAGUUCAUCGAGCGGGGGAUGAAGAUUGAUGAGAAUGUCCAAAGAGAGAUCAUGAACCACAGGUCGCUGAGGCAUCCAAACAUAGUUAAAUUUAAGGAGGUUGUGCUAACUCCCACACAUUUGGCCAUAGUUAUGGAAUAUGCUGCUGGCGGUGAGCUAUUUGAAAGGAUCUGCAAAGCUGGAAGAUUUAGUGAGGAUGAGGCAAGAUUCUUCUUCCAACAACUGAUUUCAGGAGUUAGCUAUUGUCAUUCAAUGCAAAUAUGUCAUAGAGAUUUGAAACUAGAAAACACUCUCCUGGAUGGUAGUAUAGCACCUCGGCUAAAGAUAUGUGAUUUUGGUUACUCCAAGUCCUCUGUGUUGCACUCUCAACCAAAAUCAACUGUCGGGACACCAGCUUACAUUGCUCCAGAGGUCCUUGCUAGAAAGGAAUAUGAUGGAAAGGUCGCCGAUGUUUGGUCAUGUGGAGUUACUCUGUAUGUGAUGCUUGUUGGUGCUUAUCCAUUUGAGGACCCCGACGAACCGAAGAAUUUCCGCAAGACGCUUACUCGGAUUCUCAGUGUCCAAUAUGCGGUUCCUGAUUUUGUCCGAGUUUCAAUGGAGUGCAGACAUCUGCUGUCUCGGAUCUUUGUGGCGAUCCCUGAGCAACGGAUAACCAUCCCAGAGAUCAAGAACCACCCGUGGUUCUUGAAGAACCUGCCCAUCGAGAUGACCGACGAGUACCAGAUGAACCUACAGCUGGUUGACAUGAAUGGCCCCUCGCAAAGUCUGGAGGAGAUCAUGACCAUCAUACAAGAGGCCCGGAAGCCCGGUGACGGGCUGAAGCAUUCGGGACAGCUCCCUGGCCUGGGGAGCAUGGAGCUGGAUGACAUUGAUGUCGACGACAUAGAUGUUGAGGACAGCGGUGACUUUGUAUGUGCCUUGUGACGUGGUUCAAGCUGUCUCGGCGCUGUUGCUGUCACGGGACUCUCCCCCACCCUUCUGGUCUUGUGUUCUACUGUUAUUCCAUCUUGUUUCAGCGAGCUCCGAGCUCCCAUUUUGUUGUUGUAAUAUCACAUGUUUUGCGUAAUCAAGGUAGUCACGCUGUGGAUAAAUAAUAGACGUUAUUAUGUCAUGUAUUCUUGCUGAAUUCUUGUUCAGGUCCUGUGUUUGCCCUGUAUGAACUGGGCAGUUUCAUGAGUGCCUCAGCCUGAUCUUUUGAUCUGCUGCAUGUAGCCAAUGUGUUUUUUAUUUUUAUUAUUUUACUAGAAGCCA